AUGAGAGGGCGACUUUGCUUGACGCCAGCAGACGAGCGUCAAUUCCAACCUACGAAGCCAAUCCCGAAGGAGAAACCCGUCGCCAACCGGACACUCUUACCCCGGUAUGGCUUGCAUCCCUCAUCUGUCUUUGCCACUGACAAUGGUCAUCGCACAGUCAUCCUUUCAUAUAUCCUACAAAACUCGAUCCAGACUAUCUCCAUCUUUAUCGCUGGGUAUCUUGGCUCCAAUGAGCUCUCAGUCGCUGCCUUUUCGCUCAUGCUGGCAUUCGUGACUGGAUGGUGUGUUGCACUGGGAGGCACAACAGCUCUCGAUACCUUGGGUUCUCAGGCUUUCACUGGGGGAAAACAUUCUGCCGACUUAUCCGUUCACUUCCAGCGAUGUGUCCUGCUCUUAUGGAUCCUCUUCGUACCUGUCGGCAUUCUCUGGACCAAGUCAUCCUCUAUUCUGCUGUAUCUUGGUCAGGAUGACAAUCUGUCUUAUGAUACUGAGCGUUAUCUGCGCAUUCUUCUAUACGGCGCCCCCGGAUAUAUUGCUUUCGAGAGUCUGAAGAAAUAUCUCCAAUGCCAAGGGAUUAUGGCCUUGUCUACUAUUGUUCUGUGCAUCGUCUCCCCUGUCAAUGUCCUUCUGAACAUCGCCCUCAUUCACUACACGCCGCUUCGACUCUGGGGUUCUGCCGUAGCGCUGACGAUAACUUAUUGGCUUUCGUUUGGGCUUUUGACACUCUUUACGAUCUAUAGUCCAGUUCACCAUCGCAACAAAACUUGGGGAGGUAUACGGUUGCGUGCAGUAUUCGAAUUUCAAAGCUGUGUGCUCUUUUUGAAAUUGGCUCUUCCUGGUAUUCUUAUGGUCGGCACAGAGUGGGCUGCUUUUGAGAUAGUCGCAUUAGCCGCGGGACGACUUGGGCAUGUCUCCCUGGCCGCCCAGUCCGUGAUCAUGACCACAGAUCAGAUUCUGAAUACGAUACCUUUCGGCAUCGGAGUAGCGGCUUCUAUACGUGUUGGGAACCUGAUCGGAUCCAAAGAUGCCCCCGGCGCCAAACUUGCAGGACACAUGUCGGCCUACAUGAGCGUUAUUGCUGGCUCUAUUGUGAUGGUGGUGCUGAUAUGUGCCAAAGAUGUCUAUGGUUAUAUCUUUAGCGACGAAGAAGAGGUCAUUCGGCUUGUCAGUCAAGUCAUGCCAUUAGUGGCUUCUUUCCAGAUCGCAGAUGGCUUGGCUGGAUCUUGUGGUGGUGUGCUGCGUGGACAAGGCCGUCAGCAUCUAGGAGCAUUAUUUAACAUCAUUGCGUACUAUAUUCUGGCUCUGCCUAUUGGAAUCUCAUUGGCUUUUCGCCAUGGUCUUGGACUCCAGGGACUUUGGAUCGGUCAAGUUGUGGCGCUCUUCCUCGUUGGUUUAGGCGAAUAUUUCGUCGUUUGGCUUGGUACAGAUUGGGAGAAACAAGUCCAGAAAGGUGUUGAACGAAACAAUAGAGGAACGAUCGGUCAAGGGUACGCCACUUUCGAAUGA
Heterobasidion irregulare TC 32-1 is the source of this 1506-nucleotide messenger RNA. RefSeq names its product multidrug flippase. Bases 1 to 1506 code for a protein of 501 amino acids. Gene Ontology annotation, biological process: xenobiotic detoxification by transmembrane export across the plasma membrane. The transcript is spliced from 11 exons. Gene Ontology annotation, molecular function: antiporter activity; xenobiotic transmembrane transporter activity. NCBI's taxonomy places the organism in Eukaryota, Fungi, Basidiomycota, Agaricomycetes, Russulales, Bondarzewiaceae. Gene Ontology annotation, cellular component: membrane. The record is from RefSeq and is a predicted model, not a curated record.